Eubalaena glacialis (North Atlantic right whale) is the source of this 1550-nucleotide messenger RNA. It is a transcript of the gene GPX6, whose product is annotated as glutathione peroxidase 6. Gene Ontology annotation, molecular function: glutathione peroxidase activity. The transcript is spliced from 5 exons. Gene Ontology annotation, biological process: response to oxidative stress. Lineage: Eukaryota; Metazoa; Chordata; Mammalia; Artiodactyla; Balaenidae. The record is from RefSeq and is a predicted model, not a curated record.
CAAAAGGAGCCGAGAUCCCUGGGGACCUGAGGCUCGCCUAGAACUCCUAGUCCGAGCCAUGAUCCCGCAGUUCUGGGCCUGCUGUCUUUUCUCACUGUUCCUGGUCGGCUUCGCUCAGCCGACCCCGAAACAGCAACAGAUGAAGGUGGAUUGCUAUAAGGGGGUGACAGGCACCAUCUAUGAGUAUGGAGCCCUCACCCUCAAUGGCGAGGAGUAUAUCCAGUUCAAGCAGUAUGCGGGCAAGCAUGUCCUCUUUGUCAAUGUGGCCACCUAUUGAGGCUUGGCAGCUCAGUAUCCUGAACUGAAUGCACUACAGGAGGAGCUGAAGCCUUUUGGUGUAGUUGUGUUGGGCUUUCCCUGCAACCAAUUUGGAAAACAAGAACCAGCAAAAAAUUCAGAGAUCCUUUUGGGGCUCAAGUAUGUACGUCCAGGUGGUGGCUUUGUUCCCAAUUUUCAGCUCUUUGAGAAAGGGGAUGUGAAUGGAGAAAAAGAACAGAAGGUCUUUAGCUUCCUGAAGAACUCCUGCCCUCCAACCUCUGAUUUUUUGGGCUCAUCAAGCCAACUCUUCUGGGAGCCCAUGAAGGUCCAUGACAUCCGCUGGAACUUUGAGAAGUUCCUGGUGGGGCCUGAUGGAGUCCCUAUCAUGCGCUGGUUCCACCGGGCUUCCAUCAGCACAGUCAAGUCAGACAUCCUGGAGUACAUGAAGCAGUUCAAAAGCAAAUAGGAAGGGCCAGACAUCAUCAGAAGUUGCCUCCUACCUGAAGAACACAUUUAAGGAUCUAUCUUUGCUCCAGAUUCCAUCCUACCCAGCUUCCACAUGACCAAAACAUCCUGUACGGCCCAAAUACCUGUGCGUGUGUGUGUGUGUGUGUGUGUGUGUGUGUGCGUGUGGAGAUUAAGGGAAAGAAAACCUAUCUCCCAACUGUCUGAUCCCAAAGUAUCAAGUUUAUUCCACUCCAUUCCAAAGGAAAAUCAUAUUAUAGGUAGAUGGUUCGGACUACCCAUGUCCCUAAAAAAGUAAUCCCCAGCAGUCCUGACACCCUCCUUCCUCAUCCUGAAGGUUUAAAGAAAACAGAAACUGGCAGCAAGACUCUCAAUAUCUCCUUAACAGCCUCUUCCCUCCUCCAAGACAGGCAUGCAACGUUAAACUCUUCCUCUCCCUAGUUAGUUUUCCUUUAGUUCUCUGACACCCUGUAGUUCUCUUGUAGGAUCUCUGAAGGCAGAGUGAGAGCAGAAACCUCAACUCACAUGAAAUGAGGGGCAUCUCCAUGAUGGUGGAUCCCAAAGCCCCUGUGGGUCGGACCCUACCAGAACCUUCUUUGGUGCCUGUCCCUUAGUGCAUUCAGGUCAUGGCACCUGGGCAGGGAUGUUCCUUCUUUCUGAAUGAUGGGCUUUUUCCUCACCCUUUAAACUCAUCAUUGUCACUAUCUCAAAUUAAAAAAAAAUUCUGCAGCAUCUGGCUUCCCGUUGGUGUUUUCCCAGUCCCAUGUUUUGUGUGGAGUCAUACCACUUCCUCUCUCACUUUGUUUCUAUUUCCUUGACUACCUCAC